Molecule: messenger RNA, 850 nt
Organism: Nestor notabilis (Kea)
Lineage: Eukaryota; Metazoa; Chordata; Aves; Psittaciformes; Psittacidae
Gene: STX6
Product: syntaxin 6
Exons: 7
Coding region: 264-725 (153 amino acids)
Biological process (GO): intracellular protein transport
Cellular component (GO): membrane
Molecular function (GO): SNAP receptor activity
Source: RefSeq, a predicted model, not a curated record
UGCAGAAAGCUGUGAACACUGCCCAGGGGCUUUUCCAGAGGUGGACAGAGCUCUUGCAAGAUCCUUCCAUUGCCACAAGAGAAGAAAUCGACUGGACCACUAAUGAGCUCAGGAACAACCUGCGGAGCAUCGAGUGGGACCUGGAAGACUUGGAUGAAACAAUUAGCAUUGUUGAGGCAAACCCACGGAAAUUCAACCUUGAUGCAACGGAGCUGGGUAUCAGGAAAGCCUUCAUUACGAGCACGCGGCAGGUGGUCAGGGAAAUGAAGGAUCAGAUGUCAAACUCCUCCAUGCAAGCACUGGCUGAAAGAAGAAAUAGGCAGGCACUCCUGGGAGAAAGUGGGAGUCAGAGUUGGAGCACUGGAACUGACAAAUACAGCCGUCUGGACCGGGACCUGCAAUUAGCAAAUUCACACUUCAUUGAGGAGCAGCAAGCUCAACAACAGUUGAUUGUGGAGCAGCAAGAUGAGCAGUUGGAGCUGGUCUCUGGCAGCAUUGGAGUGCUGAAGAACAUGUCCCAGCGCAUUGGUGGGGAGCUGGAGGAGCAAGCAGUGAUGCUGGAUGACUUCUCCCACGAGUUAGACAGCACUCAGUCGCGGCUUGACAAUGUCAUGAAGAAGCUCGCCAAAGUGUCUCACAUGACAAGUGAUCGACGGCAGUGGUGUGCAAUUAUUAUCCUCUUCGUUAUUUUGCUGGUGGUGCUCAUCCUGUUUUUUGUCCUGUGAUGGACUGAACUUCUUCAGAUGCCCUGUCCCUGCCCCCUCACCCCAGUGUCAUGGGGAAAUGAAACUCUUGCCAAUUCCGUCCGCACACAGAGAUCCCAGCAAGAAAACCCACACUCGGCUCUCAC